AUGCUCCAGGGAGCCAUCCCAAAAUUCCCGAAUGACGCAGAAGUCCCAGUGUGGUUUGACACGGUGGAAAAUCUGUUCGCGAGAUACGAGGUGCCGGAGGCGGUUAGAGCGCACUUGGUAUACCCGGUCGUGGCGGCUCGCCACGGUUACUUGUGUUCGCGGAUAGAGGGGGACCAGUUCUCGUUCGAACAGAUCAGACAGACGGUGUUGAAGGAGCUGCGGCUCUCGCCCGACGAAUAUCGUAAGAAAUUCGUCUCAACAUCAAGGAGGAAGGACGAGAGCUGGCAGCAGUUCGGCACUCGACUGUCAAGCUAUCUAACGUAUUACGUAGAAGCACGAGGCGUGGACUCCUUCGAGAGGCUGAAGGCGCUGCUAGUCGCGGACCAACUGAAAGCAUCGGUUGGUGCAGACGCCCUUAAGUACAUAACCCUUAAGGAAGGGAAAGAGUGGUUCGAUCGGUCGCAAAUCGCAGACCUCCUCGCGUUGCAUGGUCAAGCCGAGUGCCGCAGCGCCACGCCCGUUCGUCCUGGAGCGGGAGGUGCAGAGAAGGGGGAGAUUGCACGGAAACCAGAAGGUAAGAAGAAUCCCGGGGGCUUUAAGCCUUCAGGGGGCAGGUUUGUUGGCAAGACAUGUUACAGGUGUGGCAGUCCGUCACACCUGGCAGCCGCAUGUCCACAGUCGAGGGAGGAGAGGGCAACCGCUGACGCCAAUGACUCCAAGGUACAAUGCGUGGUAGUCAGCCUAGAAAACAGAGAGACGCUGGCGGCAAAGGUCGAGAGAUCAGGAGAGAGGCGAGGCGUACAGUCGCCGUUACUUCACACACAGGUGAUUUGCGGCGGGCAACCCAUAAAAGCCAUCGUAGACACGGGCAGCGAGAUUACCGUCGUGCGUGAAAGCUUGCUGCUUCCGAGAGACCUCGAACCGAGCGGUUCGAUAACUCUCGUGGCCGCGUUUGGAUCCAAGAUCCAAGCCAAGCUGGUCACUAUUCAUAUGAAGCUCGCACCAAGCGGGGCUAAUACCGUCCCUCCCACGGUGGUUGAAAGGGUUCCGAUCUUGUGUGCCGUGACGGACGAACUCGCGCCCCAUACGGAUUGCCUGCUAUCAGCAGAGGCCUGGGAAGCGUUAAAUCGCACUGAGGCUGAGCGGGAGCAGCUCCCGGGAGUGACCGAACGUAGCGAAGAGUCGCACAUGCACGUGGUAACCCGGGCGAUGGAGGGUGCGGCGCCCAGAGAACUGACGGCGCGACGCGAUCGGGAAACAGCGACGGGGAGCGAGACCGAUCGCCCCGUGUUCGAGCGGGAAGCCCCUUGCUCCAAGGGAGCUAGGAGGGAGGAGCUGUCGGGCGAACAACGGCGCGACCCGACGCUGACAAAACCGUUCGCUGACGCCAAAGUCGGGAAGGGGGGGAUGUUCGUACAAGACGGACUUCUGUGGCACCACGACAAACUUUCCGGGGAAAGUGUAACACAGCUGGUGCUUCCGAGUGGGCGACGCAAAGAGGUGUUGCUGUUGGCCCACGAAUCACCAUGGGGCGGUCACCUUGGAGCUAAGAAGACGAUGGCGCGCAUUAAACACACUUUCUACUGGCCAGCCAUGGAAGCCGAGUGUGUAAACAUGGACGUAAUCGGGCCCCUGGAUCCUCCAUCUGCCAGAGGUCAUAGGUACGCUCUUUGCGUGGUAGACCUGCACACGAGGUGGCCGGAGGUAGUCUGUCUUAGGUCCUUGACUGCUAGGGCAACCUGCGAAGCACUGCUUAGCAUAUUCAGCCGUACUGGUGUGCCGGAGAGAAUAGCGUGCGACCAGGGAACGAACUUUACCGCUAGCUUGACGCAAGAGUUUUUGGCACGAUUGGGGUGCGCCCCCAGGUUUUCGACACCCGAGCACCCUGAAAGUAAUGGAAGCGUCGAGAGGUGGAACAGAAUUUUUAAGAAUAUGCUCCAUCAUGUGAUCAAGGACGAGGGUAGGCAGUGGGACAGGUUCGUUCCCUACUUGCUUUGGGCAUAUCGAGAGGUUCCCCAUGAAACCACGGGAGCGUCACCAUUCCAGUUGUUGUACGGCCGCACUCCGAACGGUCCACUGGCCAUACUCAAGGACGCUUGGACCGGUCAGGUCGAGAUGCCACAGACCCUGCGGGAACAGCCGGCGGCGUACCUUCACGAGCUGCGGAAUAAGCUGGAGAGGGCGGCAAGCGCCGCGCAGCUUACGUCCAUUCAGCGACAGAGGGAUUACGCCUCCUACUAUAACCGAAAGGCCAAGGCAAAGAGCUUUGAGGUAGGGGAUGACGUUCUCCUGUUUGAUACCAAUAUGCAAGGGAAAAUGCUCUCCAAGUGGAGCGGGCCACACACUGUAGUGGCCAAAUAUCACGAUCACUCGUACGUGAUAGAGACCGAACAGGGCAGGAGGCGCACGGUGCACGCCAAUAUGCUUAGACGGUACCACGCGAGGGUGGGGCAGGUCGGAGUGAUCUUUCACGAAGAUGAUGAUUUCGGACAGGUCGGCUAUACGCCACAAAGGCCGUCUCCGGGUUCUCCCGACACCGCGGUAUUCCCUGAGGAGGCACUGACCCACCUGAUCGAACCCAAGAGGGCUCAGAUGCGGGAGCUGUUGUCCGAGUUCGGUCAGCUAUUCGUCGAGCGGCCCCGAGUGGCUGAUGUGGGCGAACACCGAAUCAUUUUGAGGGAGGAUUGUUUUUGGAAGAGCCCGCACCGUUAUCGAAUUCCCGAGGUAUUGAAAGGUGAGGUGACCAGGCAGGUGGGCGAGCUCCUCGAGCUGGGAUUGAUAUAUCCCGCCGAGAGUGAGUUCGCGCACCCUGUUGUCUGCGUGGCCAAGAAAGACGGCGGCAUGCGGAUGUGCAUCGAUUACCGGAGCCUCAAUGAGGUCACUCGUGACGAUGCCUUCCCGAUGUCGCUGCCGCAAGAGCUAAUCCUGAGGCGGCCCAUCACCAAGAAAGAGGUAAGGAGCGUGCUCGGCCUUUGUGGCUACUAUCGAGAGUACGUCCCCGGCUACGCGGAGCUGGUCCUACCCCUCACCGAGUUGACCGCCAAGCGGGUACCGAACACAGUGCCGUGGGGAGACCGAGCCGAGCGCGCCUUCGAGGGACUGAAAGCAGCUUUCAUGAACGCCACGGCUCUCACGACGCCGGACCCCGGUCGGCCAUACUGGUUGUUUACUGACGCGUCGGACUUCGCGGUCGGGGCUUGUCUCGCGCAGGUGUCGGAUGGGGGGAGGGAGGGGCCUGUCGCUUUCGCCAGCCACAAAUUCUCUCCCACUCAGUCGAGCUGGGCGACAGUUGAGAAAGAGGCCUUCGCCGUCAUAUGGGCGUUGCAAAAAUUCGACAACUGGCUGUUUGGGGCCCAAGUUAACGUGGUGUCAGACCAUAACCCGCUCGCCUACUUGACCGCCAGCACUCCGAAGAGCGCCAAGUUGAUUCGGUGGUCACUGGCGCUGCAGCGCUACAGCGUGACGCAAGGAGUGCAGUAUGAAGAGAGUGUGGCUUUAUUUCUGACGUACGCGUGCAUUAUUUUCGAGUUACUGUGUAUACUUUUCUUGGUUGUUAUUGGCUACGCCGCCAUCCUAUUGUAG
This is a messenger RNA of Ixodes scapularis (black-legged tick), 3582 nucleotides long. RefSeq lists its product as uncharacterized. Gene Ontology annotation, molecular function: zinc ion binding; nucleic acid binding; aspartic-type endopeptidase activity. NCBI's taxonomy places the organism in Eukaryota, Metazoa, Arthropoda, Arachnida, Ixodida, Ixodidae. The record is from RefSeq and is a predicted model, not a curated record. Gene Ontology annotation, biological process: DNA integration; proteolysis. The transcript has 4 exons. The coding region runs from base 1 to 3582 and encodes 1193 amino acids.